CCGCGGGGGAGACUCUCCUUCCGCGCAUGACGAGGGAUUCGGCGURGCACGAUGUCUUCACAAGGGCAUUAUGACCGGAACGAGCGUGACCGGGAGCGCGGCGAGUGGGACCGCGGGAGAAGGGACUGUGACUCUACUGACGAGCAUGGAGAACGAAGGUCGUACCGGCCUCCAACAUGCUUUGCAUGUAAUGAAGUGGGACACUACGCCAAUCAGUGUCCGAACAGGAGCAAACGCUACUCCAACGUGAGACCAACAACUUCGUCUGACUCACGGCGAGCCAGGUCCCCUAGGAGGUACGAACCAAGGUCACGCGAACCAUCUCCCACCUUGGAUCCGCAAAUCAGGAGCACCAUCGAGAAGCUCGGCAAGAGUGUCGCUGUUAUGGAGGAGCACUACGCCACGGAGCGUGAAAAACGAGAGCAGAAAGCACGUAAGAAGUUGGAGAAGGAAGAAGCUCAACGACGUGAGGCAGAGGAAGCAGCUCGUUUGGAGGAGGAACGCAUCACCGCGGAAAAGAAGGCUAGGAAACGGAAGCAGAAAUUGAUACUGGAGGAUCAGCGGCGUGCGGAGAUGCAGAAGGAUCUACAGAUCCAGCUUGUGCAUGUAGGCGACUUGGAGGAUCGCCUCAUUCAACGACUGAAUCAAGCUGUGGCGAGGCCAUCAAAGCUGGACCGUGGCAAGAAGAAGGUGUCAUACUGCUCGGAUGUUGACGAGUCUGCCUCUAGCCAGGGAUAUGCUAGUGAUACGAGUGUUACACAGGAGCUCGGCGCCUGUGUUGAUCGCCUGAAGAUUUCGAAGAAGCGGAAACGUGGCCCUGAGCCCGUAUUUGAAGACCCGAGCCCGCCAAUGGGGCUGUCCGCCAAGUGCACCCCGAAGCGGGGUAUCUUGAAGCCAGUCAAGUUGACUGGRCGAUUGACUCGCUCGAAGUCCAAGAAAGGUGGAGGAGGACUCACCCCGACAUCAGCCUCUAAGAAGAUCGCUACUCCUUUGUCCAAGCGGCGCACCCCGUCGAAGAAGAAGAAUCCGAGCUUCACGCCGCUCUCGAAAGCUUCCCUAGAGCGCCUGUGAUAUCGGGACAACGUUCUUCGGGAGCUGAAGGACCUUGAUGCCACGGAGCUGCAACGGA
This is a messenger RNA of Chara braunii, 1129 nucleotides long. The record is from the annotation of a GenBank genome assembly. Lineage: Eukaryota; Viridiplantae; Streptophyta; Charophyceae; Charales; Characeae.